UCCAUUAUUUAAUUUUUUUUUAACAAAUGAAUUAUCCUAAAGCAGAAGGUCUCGGUGCCGGCAUUGCUGUUCGUGGCGUUCAAGCUUCAUAUGCAAAAGAACUUGAUAUUAGCAAAGAUAUCCCACAUGGAAUAUAUGAAACAAUGAUGACUUGUCUUGGUAAUUCACUUGGAUUCUUUGGAUCGUUUCCAUGUAUAGUGUGCUGUCCUAAUCCUUAUAAACAAAUUCGACAAGGCGAUGUUGGGCUUGUUGAAAAGUUUGGUAAAUUCUAUAAAUGUGUUGAUCCUGGAUUAGUUAAAGUGAAUCCUGUUACGGAAGAUUUGAAAAAAGUCGAUAUUACAAUUCAAGUUACUGAAAUUCCUAAGCAGGAAAUUAUUACAAAGGAUAAUGUGAGUAUAAGUUUAGAAUCUGUUAUUUACUGGCAUGUUGUAGACCCUUAUCAAGCAAUCUAUGGUGUUGCGGAUGUAAAUCAUGCCUUGAUAGAAAGAGCAAGUACAUCACUACGUGAUGUUUGUGGUGGUCAUUCAGUUCAAGAUCUUAUUGAAAAUAGAGAGGCUAUUUCUGAAGAAUUACAUGAAAUUAUAGGUCCAAUUGCUAAGAGUUGGGGAUUAAAGAUUGAAUCUACACUUAUUAAAGAUAUUGGACUCUCUCAACAAUUACAGGCAUCACUCUCCUCAGCAGCCCAGGCUAAAAGGUUGGGUGAAUCUCGAGUAAUUACUUCUAAGGCUGAAGUGGAGGCAGCCAAAUUAAUGCGUGAUGCUGCUGAUAUUUUGAAUACACCAGCAGCAAUUCAAAUACGUUAUUUGGAAACUUUACAAUCUAUGAGUAAAAAUAGCUCUGGCCCUACAACUAUCUUUGUACCUCUUCCUCAGCAAAAAAUAAAUUAAGAUAAUAAUCAUAAUAAUUAUAAACAUUAAUACGACUAUCUAUUUGUAUGCGUGUAUUUUUAAGAAAUCCUAGUAUUUAUACAUGUAUAGGACUAUAGUAUUAUAUCUAUUUUGAAAAUAAAUUUGGAAUUUUUAAUAAAGUUAUUUGCUGAUGAAAGAUCAUAUGAUGCAUACUA
Cokeromyces recurvatus is the source of this 1063-nucleotide messenger RNA. RefSeq lists its product as uncharacterized. NCBI's taxonomy places the organism in Eukaryota, Fungi, Mucoromycota, Mucoromycetes, Mucorales, Mucoraceae. The transcript is spliced from 8 exons. The record is from RefSeq and is a predicted model, not a curated record. Bases 27 to 887 code for a protein of 286 amino acids. Gene Ontology annotation, cellular component: plasma membrane.